Racocetra fulgida is the source of this 848-nucleotide messenger RNA. Lineage: Eukaryota; Fungi; Glomeromycota; Glomeromycetes; Diversisporales; Gigasporaceae. The record is from the annotation of a GenBank genome assembly.
GUACUGCAUCGGAUGGCACCGAGGUUACAGGAAAAAUUCGUAUUCCUGAACUUCAAGGCACAGAAGGGGAUUGUGAGUUUCAAAUUAGUGUUGACGAUGAAACUAGUGAUAAAGAACUCAUUAAGGAAGUAAUCCGUAAUCAUCUGACUCCUUUGAUAAGCGAAAAGUUUAAGAAUUUUGGCAAAGAUAUGCUAGAAAACGUUUAUAUUGAACCUUCUCAACUUGGUGAGUCUACUCCACCACGAUCUGCAACGCCAAUUGAGCCUGCAGGAACUUCUCAAUCGCCGGCUCCUAUCUCCACUUCGAUUGGAUCCACAUCUACAGCGAGCACUACCAAACCCAAAUUCGUGAACACCACUACAAUUAAAGAAACAGUCGAACUGCAAACUUCGGCAGACCAAGUCUAUGAAACUUUACUCGAUUCGGGUCGCGUUGCUGCCUGGACGAGAUCAAGGCCUGAUAUCUUUCGACAUACUGGAAGCACUUUUAGUUUAUUUGAAGGAAACAUUACUGGAACCAUUCUAGAACUAGUGAGUCACUUUUCAACGGUCACUCUGGAAUUUGAACAAACAAGCGAUUAUACCCUUGUCAAUGUCACUCAAAAAGGCGUUCCCGUUGGUGAAGAAGAAAUUGUCAAACAAAACUGGCAAAAUUAUUAUUGGAAUCCCAUUAAAAGCGUUUUCGGGUACGGAUCAAUCUCUCAACCAAUUAAAACACCUCGUAAAACUAAAAAUAGUAACAAGCGUAGGAAUAUUAGUAACGAGGGUGGUGGUUCUAAUUAUAUUAUUGUGGUGGCUAUUGUACUGACUGCUAUUGUUUUGGGGUUUGCGUUUUCAUCACGUUCGUAG